Molecule: messenger RNA, 1600 nt
Organism: Sinocyclocheilus grahami
Lineage: Eukaryota; Metazoa; Chordata; Actinopteri; Cypriniformes; Cyprinidae
Product: uridine-cytidine kinase 2-B-like
Exons: 7
Coding region: 67-852 (261 amino acids)
Molecular function (GO): ATP binding; kinase activity
Source: RefSeq, a predicted model, not a curated record
CAACCCUGUAGUGUGUGUGUAUUAUUAGAAUAGCGACACACUCUCUCUUGUGCUCGCACACCAAGCAUGGCUGGCGACAGUGAAACACAUCUGAAGGACAGAGCGGAGAACGGCCACAACACCAGACAGCCGUUCCUCAUCGGUGUGUCUGGAGGCACCGCCAGCGGAAAGUCUUCGGUAUGUGAGAAGAUCAUGGAGCUGUUGGGCCAGAAUAAAAUUGACCGUCACCAGCGGCAAGUGGUCAUCCUCAGUCAAGACAGCUUUUACAGGGAGCUCACACCUGAACAGAAAGCUAAAGCACUCAAGGGCCAAUUCAACUUCGAUCACCCAGAUGCUUUCGACAAUGAGCUGGUCAUGAAGACUCUGCGUGACAUCAUUCAGGGGGAGACUGUGCACAUCCCAGUUUAUGACUUUGUUACCCAUUCCAGGAAGGAUGACUUUGUGACCGUGUAUCCAGCAGAUGUGGUUCUCUUUGAGGGGAUUCUCAUGUUCUACUCACAAGAGAUUCGAGAUCUGUUCCAAAUGAAGCUGUUUGUGGACACAGACCCAGACACGCGCCUCUCGCGAAGAGUGUUGCGGGACAUCGGUGAGAGAGGCAGAGAGUUGGAGCAGGUUCUGAACCAGUACAUCACCUUUGUGAAGCCAGCCUUUGAGGAGUUCUGUCUUCCUACCAAAAAGUAUGCAGACGUCAUCAUCCCCCGAGGAGCAGACAAUCUCGUGGCUAUUAAUCUGAUUGUGCAGCAUAUUCAGGAUAUCCUGAAUGGAGGAGUCACCAAACGGCAGAACGGUUUUCAGGACGUCCACGAAAGCCCCAGACAAAGACGGCCGUCUGAGUCGAGUCGACCUCACUGACCUCACUGUGGCCCUUCCCUCCAUUGAGGAGAGGACAGAACUGAAUAAUAACAGUGUACGUCCCAUUCAUCCAAUGACAAUGAAGGGAUGCAGCAGCUGAAAUGCCUUUGUUAUAGUGACUAUUAUUUGCAUUUGAAAUGUUGUGCAUAAUUGUUUGCUGAUACAGGCUUUUGAAAGUGCUAUGUUUUUUGGAAGGUUUGAUUGCAAACUCAGCCUGUCCUGUCAGUGUGUCUAUCUGCUUUCUUAGAUGCUCGGAAAAUAAAUGAAUAGUAUGGAAUGUUUUGUCAGACUGGACGUAGAGACAACUUUGAUUACAGUGCUAUUUGCGUACGUACUUGAAGUCAGAGCUCAGGUUGGGUGGGUUGUUCCAUCCACUAAAGAAAAAACCUUAGUACCUCAUAUUUGAGGCUUUUUUUAUAUGCGUGUGUGAUUGAAGAGAUGCGUGAUUUUGUAAUGAUGCAACAUGGUACACUAGCAUUUUAUAUAGUUUUUUUGUAGCUUUCUAGUUAAUUCUCAAUGUUGAUAUGCGGUUCUUACAGUUGUAGUUUUUUGUACAUAUGACGUGACGCGUUUUGUCGACUAUAUUUACAGUUUUACCAGAACUGGUUCUUGAUUUUUCCCGUCAUAUCUUAGUGUGCAUACAUAGUAUUUUACCCCAGUUACUAAAGUACUACAUCCCCAGAUAAAAUCAGGGAUUAUAUUAAAAACCUCAAUCACAAUUAUUGUUAACACCAAAAAACUGAUUACU